AUGGAGAAAACAAGCGAUGGGACGUGGGGCAGCUUAGCUGUUAAAUUAAACGACAACAUCUUGGAGACACUCCGGGAACUCCAAUUCACGCACAUGACGCCCGUGCAGGCUGCCUGUAUCCCCCUUUUCAUGAGCAACAAGGAUGUCGCUGCCGAGGCGGUCACUGGGAGCGGGAAGACACUGGCGUUCGUCAUUCCUAUUCUGGAAGUUCUGCUCAGGAGAGAAGAGAAGCUCAAGAAGAUGCAGGUGGGGGCGCUGGUGGUCACGCCCACACGCGAGCUUGCCAUACAGAUCGGCGAAGUGAUUGGGCGUUUCCUCCAGAGGUUCCCGCAGUUCACGCAGAUGUUGAUGAUCGGCGGCAACAACCCGAUGGAGGAUGUGGAGAAAUUCAAGAAAAAUGGGGCCAACAUCGUUGUCGGCACGCCUGGCCGCCUCGAGGACAUGUUCCGCAGGAAAUGCAACGGCGUGGACUUGGCCGGCUCGGUCAAGAGUCUAGAUGUGCUGGUUCUGGACGAGGCUGACAGACUUCUAGACAUGGGCUUUGAAAACAGUUUGAACACCAUUUUGAGCUUCCUGCCCAAGCAGCGGCGCACCGGAUUAUUCUCGGCCACGCAGACACAGGAAGUGGAAAAGCUUGUCCGAGCCGGACUACGGAACCCUAUGCGGAUCGCCGUCAAGGAGAAGCCGGGUGCCGGUACCACCCGCAAAACGCCUGCCGCGCUCCGCAACUACUACACGGUUUGUCGCGCUGACGAAAAGUUCAACGCGUUGGUGGCGUUUCUGCGGCAACACAAACAUCACAAGCAGCUGGUCUUCUUUAGCACAUGCGCCUGCGUGGAGUACUUUGGCCGCGCUCUGGAGAAUUUGGUGAAGAAGGUCCCUGUCCACUGCAUCCACGGCAAAAUGAAACACAAACGCAACAAAAUUUUCGCCGACUUUCGGGCCCUCAAAAGCGGCAUCCUGGUGUGCACGGACGUGAUGGCGCGCGGCAUCGACAUCCCGGACGUGGAGUGGGUGCUGCAGUACGACCCGCCCAGCAGUGCCAGUGCUUUCGUACACCGCUGUGGUCGCACGGCACGCAUCGGUAACAGCGGCAACGCUUUAGUCUUUUUGUUGCCCAUGGAAGAGUCCUAUGUCAACUUCCUGUCCAUCAACCAGAAGUGCCCACUUCAGAAAAUGGCUGCCGUGAGCGACGUGGUGGACGUGCUGCCCAAAGUGAAGGCGCUGGCGCAAGCGGACCGCGCCAUGUUUGACAAGGGCAUGAGGGCGUUCGUGUCGUAUGUACAGGCUUACGCCAAGCACGAGUGCAGCCUGAUCUUCAGGAUUAAAGAUUUGGACUUUUCCUCGGUGGCCCGCGGCUUCGCGCUCCUUCGCCUACCCAAGAUGCCGGAACUGCGUGGGAAAAGUUUCCCAGACUUCCAGCCGGCGCCGCUGGACACUGAGUCAAUUCGCUACAAGGACAAACAGCGCGAGAAGCUGCGGCAAAAGACACUGGCCGAGCUGAAAGAGCGGCAGCAGGAGGACGGCAAGCGCCCGGGCCCCAAACCCGUCCGGAACCAAGCGUGGUCCAAACAGAAAGCUAAAAAGGAAAGGCGAGCCAAGAACGCCGCCAAGAGGAAACGUGCGCAGGUCGACGACGACAAAGAAAUGCAGGAGCUUCUUAAGGACACUCGCCUGCUGAAGAAAUUGAAGAAGGGGCAAAUCUGUGAGGAGGACUUUGAACGGGAGAUCACCGGCGGGACGUUUCAUUAA
This is a messenger RNA of Nerophis lumbriciformis (worm pipefish), 1752 nucleotides long. Lineage: Eukaryota; Metazoa; Chordata; Actinopteri; Syngnathiformes; Syngnathidae. The record is from RefSeq and is a predicted model, not a curated record.